Messenger RNA from Dissoconium aciculare CBS 342.82, 546 nucleotides. RefSeq lists its product as uncharacterized. The transcript is spliced from 2 exons. NCBI's taxonomy places the organism in Eukaryota, Fungi, Ascomycota, Dothideomycetes, Mycosphaerellales, Dissoconiaceae. The record is from RefSeq and is a predicted model, not a curated record. The annotation marks the transcript as partial.
AUACAGCACGGAUGGGAAUGGCACGAAAUGUGGUUCUUCACGCGUUGGGAGGCAUCGGGCGCGAGGACGUGCGUGUGUUUCGAUCUGCCGUCCCGCACGCUCGGCUACAUCAAAGCACGACUGGCCGACUCGGACGCACAGGACCUGCGACACUGUAGUUCUCCGUAUUCCAUUCUUGCCAUCGCCGUGGAAGGUGUCGCCCGGUCGUAUGACGACUCCGUCUGGUCGAUCCGGAACCAGAUCAGUCGCCGCGAGGCUAGGAGAGCCCACGAAGUCGUUGACUACGCCGUCCUGCACGAGAUUGCGCGACACAGCACGCAUGUCGCUGAAUCACUGACAGUAGCGACACGAACCGUUGAUACGAUCUGCGCUCAGUACUCACGGUCACGCUCCUUCCUCAACAGUCUCAGCAGUGACAGCGGGAAAGCGUUUGAAGCCUGGGACGACAUCGGCGACAAGCUUUCGUUCCAGCUCCGAGUCCUGCAGGGACUGACUGAUCGCUCCUUUGCGACGGACACUCGCAUACAGAACGAAAUCACCUUGGUG